AUGGCAGCUGCAACUACAGCAUGGCCAGAAAAACAAGGACAGCCGCCCUUGACACGCAGCCAAUCGAUGACAGAUUACGAGCUCCCUGAUUUGCAUGAUCCGACUAUCUUGGCCCGAUUGCUCCUUGAUGAUUUGAAUGGAGAGGUUGACAUCAAGUUGGUUCGGGGCGAGUUCCUCGCAGAGUUGUGGAAAAGCGGCAGGACAUUCAUUCGCCGCCAAAACGCGGAGGAAGAAUUCUGCAGGCGGGAUUCUAGAGAAGACAAUGUUUUCGUCAGCAGGCCAGAAAUUGAGAAGUGGAAGAACAAUGAACACUAUCGUUCCAAAAUCCGCAUCAUUGCAUUUUCACAUGUGUGGGAGUCGAAGCAGCAUCCGGAUCCAACUGGCAAUCAGUUGUCCGCUCUAAUGAGUGCCAAAUUGUGGCAUGACCAGUGGAGCUGGUAUUUCAUCGAUUACAUGUCCCUUUUACAGUAUCCUCGAAGCAUGCGUGAGGAGGUAUGCUUCAAAAACGCUUUGACUAAGAUGCAUGUGAUGUAUGCGCAUGACUUCUCAUUUACCUACAUCUUGCCUCAUGUCAGUGAAGCUGAUGAGCUUGAUGCAGACAGGAUUGUGAGAUGUUGGUUUGAGGACGGCUAUAAAUACGUGAAACUUUGCCAGCUGCAAAAAAAUGUCAAUCCAUAUGACCAGCGAGGUUGGUGUGAGGCCGAAAGCCAGUGGUCUAGAAUGCGCAGUCGCACGGAUCGAACCUUCGUGUUGGGGCAGAUGUCCGACGGCAUCUUUGCCAGAGCUCCAAUGGACAUGGAGAGCUUUAAGGCCCAGGUGAAUGGGGGCAAGCUGGUCUUCACUAACAAGGAUGACAUGCCCGAGGUUAUGAAGCUGCAGAGGACGGUUUUCCUUCAAAAGGCACGGACCAGUGUGACCUUGAGACUGAUGAAGUUGCCGCAAUUGGAGACUCAAGUGCUUUCCAAGAGUGUUCAAUUCUACACAUCGCUCCAGCUCCUCUCAAUCACAGACAGCCGCUUCCAAGCUGACAAGGUUAAAGACUUUGUCCAAGCCAUAGCGCGGCUGGGCAACCUGAACGUGCUCAUUCUUGACAGGAACCGCAUCGACGACGAGAUUGCCACGGAGCUCGCUCCCGUGCUUCGUUACAUUCCACAUGUCAGCCUAGCCAACAACUUCAUAGGCAAGGCUGCAAUGCAAGCCAUGGUAGAUGCACUGACGACCCCCGAUAGUUGCCGCGACUUGCGCAGCCAGAGCCUGAAUUUGGAGAAGAACCGCAUUUGCAACAUGGGUGCUGAGAUACUGUCCUGGAGCCUUGCCGCCAAAACCUGCAGAGUGGUGAACCUUAACCUGAAUUGCAAUGCAAUUGGAGUGGAGGGAGCACAGGCUCUUGCUCACGCCAUCACGAAAAACAGCAGUCUUCGAAUCUUGAGUUUGGAAGAGACCAAUAUAUGCCUUGAUGGGGCCGAAGCUCUCGCUGAAAGCAUCAGAUCCAAGCCUUUUCUCCGGCUCGAUUUGGUGAACUGCGGUGUUGAUAGGAAGGACUGGUGGAAGCUGCUGAGACGGUUCGGCUUCAGAGUAGUGCGUGGUUCACCUUCAGAAGCCGUCCUGCAAACCAAUACUCACGUCUUUCUGAUGCUCGCUUUGUUUUUGGUCCCAGCAGUUAUCAGUCGGCUCUCGGGCCUGGCCAACAUGUUCCUUCUGCCGUCGGAUGCCAUUGCGCUAGUGCUAGCACUGCCAGGGUUUUUAGUCACGUUUAGCUUGAUGACAGGUCUGGUUGUCAAAGCUUAUCUUCCCAUGAGUGCCGCAAUGUCUUCUCGGAGGUCGUGGUACAGAGGCUUAUGCAAGCCAGCGCUGGUCUGGCCCCUUGCCGUCCUCUCUAUAAUCACCCGCCGCUGUUGUGCAGGACCAUGGAGAAAGCUUUUUUCGUCGGUAUGUGUUGUUUCAGGCUUCAUGAUGAGUCCUGUGGUUGUGGCGGUCCUCACCCUGACGGAGACGAUGCCUAGAUGCAGCGUCGUCGAAGCUGGCUUAUGUGCUUGGGAGGGACUGGCAUGUCAACUCUGCAGUUUGCUCUCAUUUGUUUUAGGAAUUGUUCACGGAUCGAUUCUUCUGCUGUGCGUAUUGGCUUUUUGGGCUCUGCCAUGGUCUGAUGAAGAAGACAGCAUGACGUGCAUUCACAGAUUGAAAAGACUGAGAUCACGGAUAAUAGGGUUUUGCGAGCGGUACUGGCUGGAUUGUCUUCAGGCUCGUCUACUCGAGAACGGCAGUAAAGAGUGGGAGUCGUCGGAUGAAGUGCAUUAUCUUGCCUACAUGAUAGGCAUUGCGGAUGCUUUGCCUCUUAUAAGACUGAGAGGCUCGAGGCUGGAGCAGUCUCUUUGA
Molecule: messenger RNA, 2376 nt
Organism: Symbiodinium sp. CCMP2456
Lineage: Eukaryota; Dinophyceae; Suessiales; Symbiodiniaceae
Source: the annotation of a GenBank genome assembly